Emiliania huxleyi CCMP1516 is the source of this 687-nucleotide messenger RNA. RefSeq lists its product as hypothetical. The record is from RefSeq and is a predicted model, not a curated record. Bases 1 to 687 code for a protein of 228 amino acids. The transcript has 2 exons. Gene Ontology annotation, molecular function: protein binding. Lineage: Eukaryota; Haptophyta; Isochrysidales; Noelaerhabdaceae.
AUGUUCCGUGUACAAUUCUUUUUCCCUGGUGCCUUGGUGGUGCCCAGCGUCGGAUGGACGUUGCCGACGGUCGAGCCCAGCAGUGCGGCCUCGUAUCGUGCCGUGAGAAGUGCUGUGGCGAGGAUGCAGUACGGCUACAUGGAUCAGCAGCAGAACUACCAGCAGAGCUACGGCGGUGUGCAGUGGCGCAUUGACGCUAGCUACGGCGUCCAGGCCAUGCCUCAAUUCCGCUUUCCCGCUUUGCCGAAAUAUUGGGCUCUGCCCUACACGGUGCGCAACGGCGAGGACCAGGUGUUGAGCCGCUGGAACAUGAUGAACGAGGCGUUGACCGUCUCGCGGGUGCAGUGCAUGGUGAGGGUCCUCGCCGACGGCACGCCCACUCUGGUCGGGUGUGGCAAGGCGCCAUCGCUAUAUCGCGCCUUCGGCGGCCCUUGGAGCCCGCUCUACAAGGGCGAGAGCGUGCUGCUGUCCGACGGCCUGCAGGUGAGCCUGGACUGCAAUAACCCUGAGGGCGCGGUCUUCACCUGCUUCGACGAGAGCGGAGGCCGGCAGGGCGGCUACGACCAGCAGGGCUACACACAGCAGGGCGGCUACCAGGGCUGGACCUCGGCGGUCGACCCGGCGAGCGGGCAGACGUACUACGUGAAUGACGAGACGGGACAGAGCCAGUGGGAUCCGCCCUGGUAG